Messenger RNA from Amphiprion ocellaris (clown anemonefish), 3556 nucleotides. It is a transcript of the gene agpat5, whose product is annotated as 1-acylglycerol-3-phosphate O-acyltransferase 5 (lysophosphatidic acid acyltransferase, epsilon). Gene Ontology annotation, molecular function: acyltransferase activity. The transcript is spliced from 8 exons. Gene Ontology annotation, cellular component: endomembrane system; mitochondrion. Lineage: Eukaryota; Metazoa; Chordata; Actinopteri; Pomacentridae. The coding region runs from base 609 to 1706 and encodes 365 amino acids. The record is from RefSeq and is a predicted model, not a curated record.
GCGAGUGUGACAUUUGCUGCAAGAAGCUAGUUUGUGAACAGCUAUCCGGAUAAAGAUGAAGAACUGGGGAAGGAAAUAGAGAAUAUUUUUCCUUUUAACAGCUGAGUUGACUUUUGGCUUGGACUUUGUAACCGUUCUCACAUUAGAGAAGACAGUUUAUGUCAAAUGUAGCGUUGUGUAAAACUUCCUGUCCUGCCGAACACGUUUAUUAGUCGGCUAACGCUUUUUAUUAACUUAUCCAGUGAAUGCAGGGAGUUCGUGCUGAGGUCGUGUUCUGAUUCGCUCUUCCGGGAUGUUGAUACUCACCAGAUAACUGUAGGUGUUUUUUUAUUUUUUAUUUUAUUGCACUAUGGGUUCACAUUAAGCUGACUUGGCAAACUGCGCUUUGCACACAAGGUUAAAAUUAGCUUUAGCGAACUAGCUCCUCACUCACUUCUUGCUGCAGCUUCCUCACUUUCUUAUGCUGACUUCUCGGGGCAGGUGUGCUGAAAGUAGGCCAGGUGUGCUGUGGGACAGAUAGGGUGCACUGCAACUUAAUCAUAGUGUUCACUGAGUGUGUAGUCCAGCAGUAUACUUCAGGGAUUUUUCGUGGAGCCAGAGGUGGAAUCAUGCUGCUGUCUUUGGUUGUGCACACUUACUCGCUGCGGUACUGGUUUCCAGCCACGAUCAUGCUGGGGACAGCACCAGCCUAUCUGCUGUCAUGGGGGGCUUGGCGCUUACUGUCAACCGUCUUACCAGCGAGUGUGUAUCACAAGUUAGACGACCGACUAUACUGCAUCUACCAGAGUAUGGUCCUGUUCUUCUUUGAAAACUACACAGGAGUUGAGAUUGUUAUAUAUGGAGAUAUACCAAAGAACAAGGAGAAUGUGAUCUACCUGUCAAAUCAUCAGUGUACAGCUGACUGGAUCAUUGCUGACAUGCUCGCCAUCAGGCAGAGCGCUCUUGGUCACGUCAGAUACGUCCUUAAAGAUGGACUCAAGUGGCUCCCGCUGUAUGGUUGGUAUUUCUCUCAGCAUGGUGGAGUCUAUGUGAAACGAAGCGCAAAGUUUAAUGAAAGGUCGAUGAGGAAGAAGCUUCUCGCUCAGACUCAAUGUGGGGCACCGAUGUACCUUGUCAUCUUCCCAGAAGGAACGCGGUAUAAUCCAGAGCUCCAGAAUGUUAUCGCAGACAGUCAGGCUUUCGCUACAAAAGAAGGUCUCGCUGUUUUGAGGCACACCCUAACACCCAGAAUGAAAGCGUCUUACAUCGCCAUGGAGACCAUGAAGGGCCACCUGGAUGGCGUGUACGACAUCACAGUGGCCUAUGAGGGAACGCUGAACACUUCUGGUCAAAGAACACCUGCACCAUCGAUGCCAGAAUUCCUUUGCAAAGAAUGCCCCCGCAUCCACAUACACUUCGACCGUGUGGACAUAAAGGAAAUUCCUUCAGAGCCAGUGUUUUUCCGCAGGUGGCUGCACGAUCGGUUCGAAAUCAAGGACCGGCUGCUGACAGACUUCUACGAGCCGCAGGACGCCGACAAGAAAUGCAGGUUCCCGGGGGAGGGCAAACCUUCUCAGCUGAAGCUCUCGAAAACCCUCCCCUCAGUGAUGAUCCUGGGGGGACUGACACUGCCAUUGCUGCUGACGGAGAACGGCAGGAAACUGUAUGUGAGAACCUGGGUGUACGGGACGCUGCUGGGCUGGCUGUGGGUGAACGCUUUUCCUUAACGAACAGGCCAGAGGCUGCCACGACGAUGAGACGCACAAAAGCCUUGGAGAGACGGUGCCAUUUUUUUCCUGUAUCGCUACGACACAAGGUGUGUUGCAGAUGCAGAGCAGUAUCCGAUAAGAGGCUCAGAGAUUUGUCUGUCCCACUGUUGACCGGAGAUACUGAAAGCUUUUCGUGCUACUCUUUUGCUCAUGUUAUUUGGAUUUGCAGCCUGAAAUGAUGGGGAAAAAAAAGAAAAAAACACGAGCGGAUUUAUUGAAAAGUAAUAGAUUUCUCAAAAAUACUCCUUUAUCUCUACUAUGAAACAAAAAAUUGCUACAUACUUCUCUUAAAAUACUUUCCCCCCCAUCAAAUUUAGCCAAACUAGUAUUCUUGCAUGCCGUUGUUUUCCAUAAAUCAUUGGCCAGUUUUAAAGCCGUUUAUUGUUUUUGAGAGCAAAGUGUGCCGAGUACUCCGACACAUUUAUUGAUCAAUGUCGGCUACUAACCGACUGAGUACACUAGCCUACUGAUGAUGCAUCAUUAAUUAUUAAGUGCACUGACUCAUUGAUAUUGGUUGUAAUGUCAGUUUUUUAUGCCAAGUCCCAUAUCAGGAGGAUUAUGCACUUUUUUCAUGUAAACAAAACAAACAUCAAAUCCUCUGUAGGAGCUCAUAAACAUGACACCAGCUGCAUUGUUUACCAUAAAUCUUCAUCCUGACAUUACUUUGUUUUUUAAUGACAAUGAAUGUAGCCAUAAAAAAAUAUAUAUUAUUCAUUUAUGCAUAUGUAAAAGACGCCCAUAUUAAUAAUAUCUUUACAAAAUACAAAAUGUUGUACAUUUUUGAGCAAAGUCUUUGUCUCUGAACGUGUAGAGCGCUCACAUGGAAGAGUGUGUUUAAAAAGAAAACGUUCUACCGAUGUAAAAUGUAACUUCAACUUUAAAAUGUCCGUCAUUGCCAAAACCUGGUGUAUUUGCCAGGAUGUUCUGAUAAAAGUGUCUCUACGUGUUUUAAGUUAAGCAAUAACUUGUUUUAUUGCCAGCAUUGAUGACAGCAAAGAAACUUCAUGUUUGUUCUGGUUCUCGAGGUUCUAAAUGUUCUUUUUAUAUAUGGUUUAUUCAGUUUCAUAACUUUUAUAUGCAUUUGUUGUUUUGAAUACCGUGUUACGGUUCACGUGAUGAAAGUAUCUACCUAACAAAAAGCUGACGAAGCCAUGUUAACAGUAUAUCACAGGUUCCUGUGUACUCAAAGCCAUUUGUAUUAUAAACACCACUGUAUUGUUAAAUACACUGUAUGUCCAUUGUUGUUGUUUACUAUAAGAAAACCAUUGCAUUUUCCACGAGUCACUUUACAUGUUUGCCGUCUCGUCGUUCUCUAGAGUUAGUCUGAGAUAUGUUUUCCUCGUGGAUGGUCCAGUAAUCUCACGGUUUUUACAUGUCGCUCUGAUACCUCACUUGAAUAAUCCUUCCUUGUUCUUAAAAAGACCCUUGUCAGCCAUUUUAUAGUCAUUUUUAUCCUGACAAGAUCAGACUGUAACUCAUCAGGAAACUCUGUGUAGACAGUAUUUAAAUGCCAACCAUUUUUGGAAACGUGUGCCUUCUCUUUGGAUGAGUCGGUCCUCGGCCGUCUCACAGAGGGCCACAGUGGCUCUUUUCCACCAGGUGACCGCAUGGAAGCUCUCUGCUGGAGCUGCUGCUGCUCGCUGCAGCCUGUGGUCACAUUGUCUACAGUUCAUAGUGGCUUAUUUUGCUCUAAGAAUGCAUUGAUUUACACUUUUUGAGGACUAUUAUUAAACGAUGAAACCUUUAAUGUGUGUGAGGUAUGGAAAUGGGGGCUCAGAGUGAUAUAAUAAAGUGGUUUUCUUUGGGGA